Molecule: messenger RNA, 2793 nt
Organism: Magallana angulata
Lineage: Eukaryota; Metazoa; Mollusca; Bivalvia; Ostreida; Ostreidae
Exons: 7
Coding region: 177-2318 (713 amino acids)
Biological process (GO): protein ubiquitination; Notch signaling pathway
Molecular function (GO): zinc ion binding
Source: RefSeq, a predicted model, not a curated record
ACCAGACAUGACUAUUUGGAAACGUAUAAAAUUUACAUUUUGGAAAAGGUCAUAAGAAGUACAAACUGUUUUGAUUUUCUAUAUGUACAUGUAUUUUGUCAUGAUAAGAAAAGCUCAGGAAGAUAACAGUAAAAAUGUAAGAUGUUAAAAUAGGUAAAAGACAUAAUAAACCAAAGAUGGCACACACUGAGGAAUCUGUAGAAACAACUUCAGAUUUUGAGAAUUUCAACAAUGGAGAUGUACCGGCUGAAUCUUUAGAAAUGGUUGAUGUUCGUGGUUUUCUUGCUGAUUCGACGAAACUGAAAGAUUUUAUUACCUGUAGAAAUUGCAAGCAGGAAUUUGAUCACGAAGCUCACAAACCGUUUCUGCUCCCCUGCUUACAUGCCAUAUGUAAAAGCUGUACUCAGGAUAUUUCAACUAUAGAAAAACAAGGAUUAGAAUGCGACGAGUGUCAUGGCAUUCAUAUUUGUUUUCAAAAUGGUGAUUUAUCCUUGCAAGUUGACAGUACGAGAGAAAUUGCAUCAGAAAUCUUACGUCUGACGAAAGGCGACUCUAGCUUGAUUUGUGAAAUGUGCACAAGUCAUAAAAUAGCGUCACAUCGCUGUUCGGAUUGUUCUCUUUUCAUAUGUGUUGAAUGUGUGAAAUUACAUUCAGCUAUCAAACCGUUCAAAUCACACACUGUUUUGGAAAUUAAAGGUCUUUUAAGCGAAGAAAAAAAUUGCAUGAGCUUGUUUAGGAAAACAGUACAUUGCCCAGUGAAUGGGCAUGAAAAUGAAACGCUGAAAAUGUACUGUUUAGACUCUGCCUGCAUGAAACCUGUCUGCGUUCUGUGCUGCAUCACUACUCACAAGGAGCAUGCGUAUUGUAACGUAGCAGAGGUCGGGAAAGAAAACAAAACCAAAAUAGAGAAUACACUUCAAAACGUUGCUUCGAAAGUAGAUCAAGCUCAAAAAACUGUUACAGAGUUGCAAGAUAUGAACGCAAAAUGUAUGCUGGACUCUCAGCAACUUCAGAACGAAAUAAAAGCACGGUUCAGCGAAGCAAAAAAAGCUUUAGAACUUAGAGAAAAAAUAUUAUGUGAUGUCGUAGCUGAACAGGUGAAUGACAAACAAAAAUGUAUUGAAAAUGAGAAGAAAAAGAUAACAUCAUAUAUCAACUCGUGCAAACAGGCCUGUUAUUAUUGGAAUAUUUCACCAAAACUGAAUGAUCACCAGUCUUUCUUAGCCAUUGGCGAUUCUAUUCAGUCACAACUUGAAAACCUCAAAAGACAGGAAAUUGAAAAACAGGUCAGCAUGGAUAUCAUGAAAUUUUCUCCGAAACCUUCAGAUGCAUGUUUGACUUCAUCAAUAAACAGUUUUGGCAAAAUAUUAGUUACAAAGGUCAAUCCAACCAAAUCUAAAGUAGUUGUUUCACCUCCAGUCUGCUAUCAAGGCGAAGAAGUACAUUUUCAAAUCCAAUUACACUCUUCUAACGGUAUACCAAUAGUUGACGAAAAUGUCAGUGUACAUCUGAAAAACAGAAGAAAAAUCAUGAAAUCCGUUCUGUGCUCCUCUGGUACAUCAUCAACUACUUUUACUGGAAUAUGGGUUCCAGAUAGAGCACUUCAGUUUUCUUGGAUCGUAGUCAGUAAUGAGAUCGAAUUGGAGACCUUGGAGGGAAUGAUAGAAGUACAAGCUACAAAAAUAGAAUGUGAUAUACUAAAAGAAAAGGCAUAUUGUGUUAUUUGCAUGGAUGACCCAACAGAUCCAAAACAACUUCAAAAAUGUGGGCAUAUAUUUUGCAAAGAGUGCAUUGAGCAGUACUUUGAGUACAAACCAAAAUGUCCUAGCUGUGGCACAAUCUACGGGAAAGUGACGGGAGACCAACCCCCAGGAACAAUGUCAAUUACGACAAACGGUAGUAGACUGCAAGGAUUCAAUGACAGCAUUGGAACAAUUGUUUUUACGUUUAUUUUUAACAAUGGAAAGCAAGGGGAAGAGCAUCCAAAUCCCGGAAACGUUUACAAAGGGAUUAGUCGUUCGUGUUAUCUCCCAAACAAUAAGAAAGGCAGGCUUAUAGCUAAGCUACUCAAUGUAGCAUUCAGUAGGCGGUUGGUGUUUACCAUUGGAUGGUCAAGAACUACAGGCCGUGAUGGAGUAAUUACUUGGAAUGACAUACAUCACAAAACUAGAAUGGAAGGAGGGCCAGCAAGAUUUGGAUACCCUGACCCAUCCUACCUAGACCAAGUGUUGGAGUCGUCGGGGGCCAACGGAGUCACUGAGGAGUCGGCUGAUGAUCCAGAGGAAUACCAGGAGUAUUUACAACAGAUUGGAUUUUAGCUGUAUACAAGUUUCAGAGUGGAUUCAGUAGAAUCAUUGUUUUGAUGUUUGUUUGAUUAAAUAUUGUAGUAUGCAUAUAUGAAAGCUACAUUCUUACUUUAUUUUCGUAUGAAUUUUCAUGCUUAAAAGAAGGUUUAUUCAUAUGAAUGGUAAAUGAAGUUACUACAUUAAAAUAUCUAUAACAUGAAUUGUACAUGGAACCGUUUAUAUCUUUUUUAUUCAAAAUAUAUUGUACUUAUAUAAUAUUAGGGUUCUAAUCUUUAUUUUAGAAUUUGAAAUUAUUAUGUAUAUACCGGUAAAUCAGACAGCUGAUUGUUUACAUGUACAUGCGCGGAAUCUGAUGCACUAACAACAUAUAAAAUACUAUCAUUAUGUUGGUACAUGUUAUUCGGUACGAUCUCAACAUAAUAAUUGAUUAAUGCAACAUGUUUAAUUAAGAUGCUCAGCAAUUUUGAUCUAAACGGAGAUUAUUCUC